Messenger RNA from Nicotiana attenuata, 906 nucleotides. RefSeq lists its product as uncharacterized. NCBI's taxonomy places the organism in Eukaryota, Viridiplantae, Streptophyta, Magnoliopsida, Solanales, Solanaceae. Bases 1 to 906 code for a protein of 301 amino acids. The record is from RefSeq and is a predicted model, not a curated record. The transcript has a single exon.
AUGGUAUUGGUAUAUGUUGAUGACAUGUUAAUAACAGGUGAUAGCUUGAAGUUGAUUGAAGAAACAAAGAACAAUUUACACCAGGUGUUUAAAAUGAAAGAUUUGGGUGAGCUAAAAUAUUUCUUAGGCAUUGAGUUUGCAAGGUCUAAACAAGGAAUACUAAUGCAUCAAAGGAAAUACACCCUAGAGCUUGUAUCAGAACUUGGAUUAAGUGCUGCUAAACCUAUAGCUACUCCACUGGACACUAAUGCAAAACUGACAACCAAAGAAUAUGAUGAUCACUGCAAAGGUCAACCUGCAGAUGAUCCAUCUGCAGACAUUAACUCAUAUCAAAGGUUGAUAGGCAGAUUACUCUAUCUAACAGUGACUAGGCCAGAUAUCUCCUUCAGUGUUCAAACACUCAGUCAAUUCUUACAGCAGCCUAAAAGAUCACAUAUGGAAGCAGCAAUAAGGAUUGUCAAGUAUAUCAAGAACCAACCAGGAAGAGGAAUUCUAUUAUCCAGCACAAACAACAACAACAUCAUUGCCUAUUGUGAUGCAGACUGGGCAGCAUGUCCUAUUUCCAGGAAAUCAGUGACAGGAUAUUUAAUCAAAAUAGGAGACUCAUUAGUGGCAUGGAAAUCAAAAAAGCAAACAACAGUGUCCAGGAGUUCUGCAGAGGAUGAAUACAGGAGUAUUGCAGCCACAGUAGCUGAACUUAUUUGGCUACAAGGUCUGAUGAAAGAAAUUGGCAUGGAAGUAGCUUUACCUAUUGAAAUAUACAGUGAUAGUAAAGCUGCUAUUCAGAUUACAGCUAAUCCUGUAUAUCACGAGAGAACCAAACAUAUCGAAAUAGAUUGCCACGUUAUAAGAGAAAAAAUAGUACAAGGUCUGAUAGUAACAAAGUACAUACCUAGCAAAGAUUAA